Ictalurus punctatus (channel catfish) is the source of this 2760-nucleotide messenger RNA. RefSeq names its product calpain-1 catalytic subunit. Gene Ontology annotation, biological process: proteolysis. The record is from RefSeq and is a predicted model, not a curated record. Gene Ontology annotation, molecular function: calcium ion binding; calcium-dependent cysteine-type endopeptidase activity. NCBI's taxonomy places the organism in Eukaryota, Metazoa, Chordata, Actinopteri, Siluriformes, Ictaluridae. Bases 125 to 2185 code for a protein of 686 amino acids. The transcript has 20 exons. Gene Ontology annotation, cellular component: cytoplasm.
CCCAUGAAUGCCUGAGGCAAACAAAAAAUUAUAUGAGACACCAACAAGAAGCGCAGCUACCAUUUCUCAGUGUGAGAUCUCAUUAUCAUCUGUCACCUCAUAUUAAGAAUAAAUAUAUUCUAAGAUGUCUGCUCCUGGUGUGUGCCUGAAUAUCAUGAAGGAGCGUCAGGAAAGCAAUGGCGUGGGCACAGUUAAUAACCCACUGAAGUUCCUGAAGCAGGAUUAUGAGUUGCUACACCAGUAUUUUCUUAUCAGAAAGAGGACAUAUAUUGACGACAUGUUCCCCCCUGACAACAGUUCCAUUGGAGAAAACUUGCUAAAGCCUGAGGACUUGGCUAGAGUGGAAUGGAUAAGGCCAACGAAAAUGGUAUCAAAUCCAUGUCUGAUUGUUGAUGGUGUGUCCAGGUUUGACUAUGCCCAGGGAGAAGUGGGAAACUGCUGGUUUCUUGCUGCAGUUGGUGCUCUGACAUUUCAAAGGCACAUCAUGGAGAAGAUCUUUCCAGCUGGACAGUCAUUCCAGAUGAAUUAUGCAGGAAUAUUUCACUUUAGGUUCUGGAGGUUUGGGAAAUGGGUUGAUGUUGUAAUCGAUGACAAACUGCCAACCAUUAAUGGACAACUCAUUUUUGUACAUCCACAAAGUCCUAGAACUCCCCAAAGUCCCAGAAUUCCUGAGUUUUGGCCUGCUCUGUUAGAAAAGGCAUAUGCCAAAGUGUGUGGAUCUUAUGAAGACAUGAAGAAUGGUUGGGUAUCUGAAGCCCUAAAGGACUUUACUGGUGGGGUGCACAUGUCAUUAUCCCCCCAAAAUGAGAACCCUGAAAAUUUGUGGGAGUUGAUUUAUCAAGCAGCCAGAGCCAACUCUCUGAUGGGUUGUGGUACACCUGGAAAUGCAGAAGUUAAUGCAAAGCAGAACAAUGGUCUAGUGGAGGGUCAUGCCUACACUGUGACAGGGGUCACCAAGGUCACAAGCAAUGGCAAACAGGUUCAGCUGGUAAGGCUCUUAAACCCCUGGGGACACACAGAAUGGAAGGGAAACUGGAGUGAUGGAUCACAAACAUGGAUGACCGUUAGUGAGCAAGAGCGCAGAGAGUACACAAAUUUUGUCGAUGAUGGAGAGUUCUGGAUGUCUAUGGAGGAUUUCUGUAAAUGCUUCUGUCAGCUUGAUAUCUGCAAUUACUCUCCUGCUUUUCUGGAUGGCUCAUCUGAAAGCCACUGGACUGUAUCAAUGCAUGAUGGCCGCUGGCUCGCAGGCAGCACAGCUGGUGGCUGCAUGAAUUUUAAAGAUACUUUCUGGACCAACCCUCAGUUUCCACUCAAGAUCACAGAGAUAAACAAAGGCUGUGAACCAAUACCAAACCAAGCGCCAAAUAUACUUGUGUCUCUCAUGCAAAAACCUGAUAAGAGAAACAGACGUCUCACCAGAAAACUUUACAUUGGUUUCAACAUUUACAAGAUGAAAGAUUGUAGAGAGACAUCCACAGCUUCCUUCAUUAUCGACAGUAAUCCAGUGUAUUACACCAAAGUGAUGCGUGAUUCACGUGAAGUAACAGAGUUUGUGAGGCUGGAACCAGGAGAGUACAUAAUCAUUCCAUAUACCUCCAAGCCCAAUACAACUGCCUCCUUCAUCCUGGGUCUCUGUUCUAAGACAGAAACCCACACAGAAGAGCCCUUUAUGAGGCUUGGCUCUGAUGGUAAAGUGCUGCGUCAAAUGUCUGAUCAUUAUCAGGAAAUCAAUGCAGAGCAGCUUCAGAGAAUUCUAAAUGAGAAGUAUAUUGGAGGUGGUGUGCAAAGCACAGGAGGUUUCAGCUUGGAUGCUUGCCAGAGUAUCAUUGCUAUGAUGGAUAUCUCAGUUACUGGAACACUCAGUGCAUUAGAACUGAGCGAGCUGUUGAACAAAGUUGAUUUGUACAAGGAUAUCUUCUUCCACAUGGACAACAACAGAGAUGGCAUUCUGUCACUGGUGGAGCUUCGGCAAGCAGUGGAUGCCACAGGCGUUCGUGUUAGUGAUAAGCUGCUGAAACUUACAACUCUACGCUUUGCUGACUCAACUGGGCGAAUCACUCUGGAGAGAUUCAUCUUUCUGGCUCUACGUCUAAGUUUCUUGUCUGAAAUAUUCAGAAAACUUGCUGACAGACAUUAUAUGCACCUCCAAGAGCACGAGUGGCUGCACCUUACUAUGUACUCCUGAAGAGGUGGUAGGAACCAUAUAAAUGGAGCAUAUCAAUCCUACAACAUAUACAACAGCACACUUCAAAUUAUUAUAGCGCUUACUUGGGUAGGUUUUGAAAAUUCUUGUUAAAGACUUUUUCUUAGUUGAAUAACUUACAAACAUGUCUUGGCACAUCCCUAUGACUACUACUGUUACAUGAUGUACUUAUGCUUAUACAUCAAAUUAUGUUUGUGAACUUUGUCUGGACAUCUGCCAACACCAACUUGUGUACCAAAGCAAAUGUCAAGGUGUUCUUGUUUUCACUGCACAUACAAGUUAAUGCAAUGUUGAAAACAUUUGAUUACAAACUUUGAUUUUAUGUCAGAGCACACUCUAAAACAGUUUGCCAAUUUCUCCCUGAAUUGAUUCAUCACGUCAGGAGCCUGCCAUCUAGUGGAAACAUCAUUAGAUAUACGAGGGGUUUAAAUAAGACAAAUAGACAAUUCAAAUUUCUGUGUCAUUUGAUAGAGUGUAUCCACCCUGUUAAUACGGACUGUUUCAAAGAGGAUCAAAUGUUUGCUUGUCCAAAUAUGUAAAAAAAAAAAAAACAACAA